This is a messenger RNA of Athene cunicularia (burrowing owl), 5338 nucleotides long. It is a transcript of the gene MAU2, whose product is annotated as MAU2 sister chromatid cohesion factor. The coding region runs from base 1 to 1593 and encodes 530 amino acids. The record is from RefSeq and is a predicted model, not a curated record. Gene Ontology annotation, biological process: mitotic sister chromatid cohesion; maintenance of mitotic sister chromatid cohesion. Gene Ontology annotation, molecular function: double-stranded DNA binding; protein binding. Lineage: Eukaryota; Metazoa; Chordata; Aves; Strigiformes; Strigidae. Gene Ontology annotation, cellular component: SMC loading complex; chromatin. The transcript is spliced from 19 exons.
AUGGGAAGGCGAAAAAUCAAAGCUGCGGCCUGGUUGAUAUCCCAGCAAAUUCCUCAGUUUGAAGAUGUUAAGUUUGAGGCAGCCAGCCUUCUGUCUGAACUGUAUUGUCAGGAGAAUUCAGUGGAUACAGCAAAACCUCUGUUACGCAAAGCCAUUCAGAUUUCACAGCAGACCCCGUACUGGCACUGUAGAUUGCUUUUUCAACUUGCACAACUACAUACACUUGAAAAAGACUUAGUAUCUGCAUGUGACCUUCUCGGAGUUGGAGCAGAAUAUGCUCGGGUGGUGGGAUCAGAGUAUACCAGAGCACUGUUUCUGCUAAGCAAGGGGAUGCUCCUUCUAAUGGAACGGAAACUGCAGGAGGUGCACCCUCUCCUUACUCUUUGCGGGCAGAUAGUGGAAAACUGGCAAGGAAACCCCAUCCAGAAAGAGUCGUUACGUGUCUUCUUCUUAGUGCUGCAGGUCACACACUACCUGGAUGCUGGGCAGGUGAAAAGUGUGAAGCCAUGCCUGAAACAGCUUCAGCAGUGCAUCCAGACCAUAUCCACGCUGCACGAUGAUGAAAUUCUGCCCAGCAACCCCGCUGAUCUCUUUCACUGGCUGCCCAAGGAACACAUGUGUGUGCUUGUCUACUUGGUGACAGUGAUGCAUUCCAUGCAAGCAGGAUACCUGGAGAAGGCUCAGAAGUACACAGACAAAGCACUCAUGCAGCUAGAGAAGCUAAAAAUGUUGGACUGCAGUCCUAUCUUGUCAUCAUUCCAAGUUAUUUUGUUGGAACACAUUAUCAUGUGUCGGCUUGUCACAGGGCACAAAGCCACAGCACUGCAGGAGAUUUCACAAGUCUGUCAGCUCUGCCAGCAGUCUCCCAGACUGUUUUCUAAUCACGCUGCCCAGCUGCACACUCUAUUAGGGCUCUACUGCAUCUCUGUUAAUUGCAUGGACAAUGCAGAAGCACAAUUUACUACAGCACUGAGGCUCACUACACAUCAAGAACUGUGGGCAUUUAUUGUGACAAACUUAGCCAGUGUGUACAUCAGGGAAGGCAACCGGCAUCAAGAGCUUUACAGCUUAUUGGAAAGGAUAAAUCCAGACCAUAAUUUUCCUGUGAGCUCUCACUGUCUUCGAGCAGCAGCUUUCUAUAUCCGAGGUCUGUUCUCCUUCUUUCAAGGAAGAUACAACGAGGCAAAACGAUUUUUGCGAGAGACGCUGAAAAUGUCAAAUGCAGAAGACUUGAAUCGAUUAACAGCCUGUUCUCUCGUACUCCUGGGUCAUAUAUUCUAUGUGUUAGGGAAUCACAGGGAAAGUAAUAAUAUGGUAGUACCAGCCAUGCAGCUUGCAAGCAAGAUACCAGAUAUGUCUGUGCAGCUGUGGUCUUCGGCUCUCUUGAGAGACCUGAACAAAGCCUGUGGAAACGCCAUGGAUGCACACGAGGCAGCACAGAUGCAUCAAAACUUCUCCCAGCAGCUCCUCCAGGACCACAUCGAAGCGUGCAGUCUUCCAGAACACAAUCUCAUCACGUGGACAGAUGGACCACCUCCUGUACAGUUCCAGGCACAGAACGGACCCACCACCAGCCUGGCCAGUCUCCUGUGAAACAGAAUAACUAUCAGGACAGUGUGUUUAAAAAGAAAAAGAAAAAAAAAAAAGCCAAAAAAGGAGAGAGAAAAAAAAAUUCAUGCAAAAUCUUUUCUUCAAAGAAAAGGCAGCAAAUUCCUCUUCUAGCGAGGGCCUUGUAGGAAACAGAUUGCAAAGACAACGUACAUUUCAUAGACUUGCGAAGUGAGAAGGGCAUUUUAAGCUGCUUUUACAUAAUGUGUGUGAAUAUACAGCUAGUGUGUAUAUACCUACUGGUUUUAAUCUGCUUUCCUCUUACUGAGAAUUAAGGUUUAGUCCAAAGGACACUCGUUCCUUAAAUUGUUAGGUAUCUACUUUUUAAAAAUUAUUCACAGGAAAUGAAGAGGACUCGCGCAGCUUUGAAUACCAAUUGUAUUCCAAAUGCUCAAGCCUUCCCUGGAGUAUGAUGCAUGCCAGUUUUAAUGUUUUCUGUGCCCUUCCGCUCCUGGGAAUAUUUGGAUUAAAUCAUGAUUGAUUGUAGGGUGCCCUAAAGUUUGAAAUUUAGUUUCUGAGGGUAAUAUUCUUUCCUUCUUGUUGUCUGCAAGUCGUUGCCAGUGCUGGGUGUAGCCUCGCAGUGAAGGUCGGGAGGAGAUGGGCACCAUCUGAGUGCUGGGGGGGGGGUGAGGUCCCCGGGGUGUCCCCCCACCCUGUCUGAGCAGCAGGUUCCACCCCCUGGAUGCAGGAGUGUGGGACAACGUGCCACCACUUCAUCCCUGGGAGGGUUCUUUUCCUGAUGCCUGGGCCCGCCCAGGGGCAGGCAGAACCACAGCUCUCUCCAUCUCUGCCACUUGGUGUGAUUUGUAAGGAAAGUUCUCAUCCUCCUGCCUAGUCCUGUGUUGGCCAAGCAGCUGGGAAACGGCGUUUUGCAUCUUUACUGCAGCCUCACCAAGGGAAGGCAGCAUCUGUGCCUUAAUGAUUUUUACAAGUCAGAGUUAAACUAGGUGGUUAAAACCCAAAUCCGAUAUAAGCCAGAGGCUUAUGAUAAAAACUAUAGUCUUGCCCUUGGCAAAAACUUCACGUUUCCAAACUUUUCUGUGUUAGCUUUCCUGUUCUGUCUCAGUGUUUUGAACUCUUCAGCUGUGAAUUCUCACUGCGUUUGCCUGUGCCUCGGCAGCUGCCUUAGAACAGGGGAGACGAGGCCCAAGUUCGUUCUGCAGAAAACAGUGUGAGAGUUGUUAAUUCCAUGAAGCAGCAGCAGCAGCUUUAUAGCAAGGAUCUGUGCCAGUCCGUUCAGUGCCAUGUAAAGCUUGUGAGGUUCAUGGGGUUGAAUAAAGGUCUUUUUCUCUCUUGGUAGCUCUGCAUAUUCAUCUCCCAAAUUAAAAGGGGUAGGGAAAAGGAGUCUGCAAGAAAAAUCACUUGUUUAGGGCUUUCUGUGAUUGCUUCUUUUCUGAGGGAGGAGGAGAAAAUUUUAGAGGAAAUAUUUGACCUCUUCAAACCUUUAAAACUUACUGCAGAAGGAAUACUGUGAAAUCUGGCUUGAAUCAUUGGUUUGGGUUGGAAGGGACCUUAAAGAUCAUCUAGUCCAACCCCCAGUGGUCAGUUCUUUUUCAAAGUCUUCUGUCUAGCAACUGCUUGGACACGCUCGCUUUUUCUAAAUCAAACCCCUCAGUUUUUACCACUAAAUGAUAUUAAGAGGACAAGUGCUUGUCCAGUUACCAAAUAUGAUUUUAUUUUUCCUCUACUGGACAUGCAGUGCCGGUUUAGGUCCUGUUCUCAGACAUGUACUCUUGCAGAAGCCAUGUGUAUUUUAGGCCUUGUUCAGUCUCCACUGGGGAAAACACGGCCUCAGUAUUGGUGUAGGGAGAGAGUCUCAUUACUGGGUUUGCAAGAAAAAAAAUCAGUGCUGUUUAGUCUCUCUUAAAACUAAAAAAAAAAAAAGGAAGAAGUGUGUGAGUUAGUGUACAGGGUAUUUGGAGGUACCAAAUACAGGGAGAAUCCACACAGAUGGGUCCCAUCCUGCAUCUCUCGCUCACUGAGACCGUGCUGGGUGUCACCACCCGGCUCUCGCCACCUCCUGUCCCCUCGGAGGCUCCGGCCCCGGAGCUGCCCCUGCCCUGCUGUGACAUUCCUGGGGCCGGGGCAGGAGCCUGUGCCCAUGGUGGCCCAGAGUCGUGGCGAGAGGAGGAGGAGGAGCAUUCACUCCUCCUUGGCUUGGCCGCAGGGAUCUGUUAGAACUUCAUAAGCUCAACAGCUGGCAUGUGCUCGGAUUCCGAUCGGGAGCGAUCGGGUAAAUCCUACCUCGGGAAUAUCGCUACCCCAGGGACUGUUUUUUAAGUCUUUCCCUUUUUUUUUUUUUGUGUGUGUGUAUGGGAAGCAGUAUCUCACUUUGGCUGCUCCCUCCAGAAGUCGCUGAGUUGCAAGGACUCAGUACCUGGUUUUAAGCGCCUAAAUUUUCUCGUAGCUGAGGAAUGCCUAGUAACUGAAAAACAUCUACUUUAAAAUCUGCUAGAGUCCCAUUCAGGUCAUCCAAACAUUCUCUUUUUUUUUUAGUCUUUUAUCAUCCAACCUGAGGCUGUUAUUUAACUGAUUACAUGCUCAUCGCAACUAUGAAUUGCUUUAAAUGUUGGCCAAAAGUGCUGCUUCUAUAAGGCAAUAUUAAAAAAAAAAAAAGAAAAAAAAAAUCCCAACUCUAGAGAGCUGUGGUUUGGGCUAAGUUUAUGAAAAGCACUUUGCAGCAAGUGAGAUGUCCAGGUAGCUGCAUCUCCUGACCUUCUCCUGCUGCUCGAGGACCUGCAGGGCUUGUGUUGGGGGAGAGGGAUCUGCAGUGGCAGUUUCCUUGCUGGCACUUGUGUGCGGACCAGGCUGCUCUGUGGCUCGGCUCCUUUGCCGGUCUGUCCUCGGAGGGAAGGAAGUACUUGAGAGAAAGCUGCCUGCUUGCUUCUGAUGGAAGUGUGCUCAGGUCUGAACAGGAACCCUUUGCGGAAUGUGGGAGCUGAACUGGUAAUUGUCAGGAGGAACAACCCAGGAUCCCCUCUGUGACGAGGCAGGUUGGCCUGGGCUUUGCUUUUGUGCAGAACCGCACUCGGCCGUGCUCCCCUGCAGCCCUGGGGAGGCCAGAACUCUGCUCCAUUUCCAGAGUCCUCUUCCCAUCACAGAAUUUCACAAAUCCUGUAAAUUUGAAAAUAACUCGGUGAUUUUCUAUCUCUAAAAUUCAAUGUACAUUUGUUACAAUGUACAGUGCUUUUUAACUACACUUGUAUAUUAAAUUAUUUAAUAGUUUUUGCUUUUCAGUAUCUUUUGUAUGUAGCAGAGAUUAAAACAAGGACCUCAUAACUGAAGUUCUUCCUAAUUUUUGAAUGCGUAUGUAAAGUUGAACAGAAAACUAGAAGUUUACAGUUUACAAAUAAUGUUCUGUUAAGUGCUUGGUCUGUCUAACUUGAUUUGAACAACCUAUUUCUAAUCUUUCUUGUCCAAUCAUUUAAUUCUCUAUAGAAACAAACAUGAAGUCUUUUAUGAACUUCUAAAAAAAAAAUUAUUCUUCUAAAGAUGUAAUUUAGAGAACUGUACAGUUUUUUCUCUAGUAUUUUUAAAUGAGUAGCAAGAACUUACACAGAAGCAUCUAAUCACUGUUUUGUAGAUAGUGUAAAAACUUAUAUAUGUAUAGAGAAUGCAGUCUGAAGUGUUUGCCUGUUGUAUUUCAUUUCCUACACUAUGAACAUCAGAAAGGCCCACGUACACAGGAAAUCUAGAUCAAUCUGGCGGCUGGGGAAUUUAAAAAAAAAAA